UGGAGUUAAAGAUGAGCGCUUAUAAAGUGAUGUGUUCAUAAUAAAUGCUACGGCGUUAGCCCCUGACAGCGGCGUGAGUGCUGAGUUCGGCCCCGCCCUCCCAGCGCCGCACUGGCCCGCCCUGCUCACACAAACUCCCCGCCUGAGCUCUGCCCGAGUCUGGGGAAAGCGUUUACGGCCUGGAGGCGGCGUGUGGGGAAAAAAGCAGGAGUUAAAAUAUUAUGCCAAUGACCAAGGGGGUCGAUGGAUGAAGAUGUGACGACCCUUUCUCAUUCCCACCAGCCCAACAUCAUCUUCCAUGGGUCAGGUGGGCAUGGUGAACUCGAGGAGGAUGAGGUGGCAGUGGAGCUGCAUGAGACAGUACUGGUCUCUGGAGUGGAGGAUGAUGGGAUAGCGGUGCAUGGUUUUUCCCCGGAUGAGCUGGUUAUCCAGGAUGCCAUGGGGGACGUCGUGGCCGAGUAUGUCCAGGACGAUGAUGAGGAGGACGAAGAAGGCCUAAGCACCAUCACCGUCGGAACUUGUGUGAUGUCACCGGGGAUAGCUCUGGAGGACGUGCUCAAUUCCUCUCAGGUGCAGGAGGACCCGGACGGGUGUGAAAACUACCUCAUGAUUUCCUUGGAAGAGCCUGGGAAGAUUGUAUCAAAUGAUGACGCUAAAGUAACAGCUGAGGGCACAUUAGAGGAGCAGGACGAUGGGGAAAAAGAGGACCAUGAGGGCCAAGAGGUCAUUAAGGUUUAUAUCCUGAAGGCUGACUCUGGAGAUGAUGACUUGGGUGGCACCGUGGACAUUGGAGAUGCCGAAAUUGAUGUUGACGAAAAUGUGGAGUUGAUGGAUCCGUCUGCACUCGGUGAUAAAAUGGUCCUUAUGCCUGUGGGAGAAGCCACUCAGAAUCAGGAAGACAUUAAUGUGGCUAAGAUAACAGAUGAAGUGUACAUGGAGGUGGUGGUGGGGGGUGAGGAGCCUGCCAAUCACCAGCGUCCAUUUGAUAACACCUCACUUAGCAAGGACUUCAUGCCUGUAGCUUGGGCAGCUGCUUAUGGUGGGCAAGAGGCUGAGAGUUGUGAUAACAGAAAUGGAGCAGCUAGCGCAGUGUUACAUGUCGAAGAGUCUGACAUUAUGGAGAAAAUCAACCACCAGCGAAUCAAAAGCAAGAACAAGAAACGCACAGAGACACGUCACAUCCAGACCGCAAUUAUCAUCGGUCCAUACGGACAGCCUCUCACAGUGUAUCCGUGUAUGUUGUGUGGAAAGAAAUUCAAGUCGCGAGGUUUCCUGAAGCGUCACAGCAAAAACCACCACCAGGACGUCAUCAGCAAGAAAAAGUACCAGUGUACAGACUGUGACUUCACCACUAACAAGAAAGCCAGCCUCCAUAAUCAUAUGGAGAUCCACAUGCUGAGCAGCAAAAGCGAACCGUUCGAGUGCGAGACGUGUGGCAAAGAGUUCCACCAGCAGGCGGCACUCUUCUCCCACCGGCUCCAGCACCAUUACAGAGAGCCAAAGCUGCAGAUUCCACCACCCGCUACAAAAAUGCACAGCUGCAAGUUCUGUGAUUAUGAGACGGCCGAGCAAGGACUUCUUAACCGGCACUUACUGGCUGUUCACAGCAAAAACUUCCCUCACAUCUGUGUGGAGUGCGGGAAGGGCUUCCGGCACCCUUCUGAGCUCAAGAAGCACAUGAGGACUCACACUGGGGAAAAGCCAUACUCAUGCCUGUACUGCAGCUACAAAUCGGCCGACUCGUCCAAUCUGAAGACGCACGUGAAGACGAAGCACAGCAAAGAAACUCCGCACAAGUGCGAGCGCUGCUUCCAGACCUUUGCCGAUCCCGAGGAGCUUCAGCAGCACACACUCGCACACGAGGAAGAAGCCAAGAGUCACCAGUGCAUGCACUGCGAGCAUCGCAGCUCCAACUCUAGCGACCUGAAGCGUCACAUCAUUUCCGUUCACACUAAAGAAUACCCGCAUAAGUGCGCCACGUGUGGGAAAGGUUUCCACCGACCAUCUGAGCUCAAAAAGCACUCGGCCGCUCACAAGGCCAAAAAACUGCACCAGUGUCGCCAUUGCAGCUUCAGGAUAGGAGAUCCGUUCGUGCUCAGCCGCCACAUCCUGUCUGUCCACACCAAAGAAACGCAACAGCAAACAGCGUUCUCGGACAAAAAAGGCCUGAAGAAGGCGUUUGUUCUCGGGGCUCACGGAGGGAAAAAGGUUUUGGCCAAAGUGCACAGGGAACGGAGGGUGUAUCAGUGUCAGUAUUGCGACUACAGCACAGGAGACGCCUCUGGCUUUAAGAGACACGUGAUCUCUAUCCACACCAAGGAUUACCCACACCGCUGCGAUUUCUGCUCCAAGGGCUUCCGCAGACCGUCGGAGAAAAACCAGCAUAUUGCACGCCAUCACAAAGACAUGAUGGCAUCUGUGUGACAUUAGCCAACCUGACUGGAGUGUACGGGGUGUGCGAUAUGGCCGCAUCAUAGUUUCUCAGUUUUACACACAUUUGUCCAACAGCACAUCUGUAAAAUACCUUUUUUUCCUUUUUUAUUUAUCAUUUAUAACAUGAAGCUAUUUACCAAGAAGAAUAAAAGAAAGCAUUGGUUACAGAAUGAAAUUUUAACACCCAAUCGGCCCCCUGCAAGUAACGGUGCACUUGAUCAAGCAGUGACCCACUGGUUAAUAAAACGAGAGCGACCUAAUUUAUCAUGACCGUAACGUCACAUCGCACACCCCGUGCAGUGUCCUGUCUUUUAGUGGGCUUCUUGUUUAGUCACGUCCAUCAUGUUAACACCGAGAGCACGUGUAGUGUAGCUAUAGCGCCCUAACAUUUUCACUUUGUUCCAUGUUUUUUUGGUUUCUUUUUAUUUCUAAUCAUUAUAUCCCGCCACCUCGUACUAUAGGAGUGUGUGACACUAGGUAUAAAAGUUUCAUAUGGUAAAUAUUAUCACAGCAGUAUAUUAGAAGCUGGUAAUGGAAUACACACAUCCGCCACAACUGUAGUGUGUGUGUGUGUGUGAUUUACACAGGAUUGAAAAUUUCCCACCACUGAGAAAAGAAUGGAAAUGAUAAAGAGCAAACAUUUCAAAAUAAAGCUAUCUGCUCUACUGUCCUAAGAUCAGGGGAAGAAAGAAAGAGGGAUGGAUGGCAUAUUUUCUCUAUUUCAAUCAAUUACUGUGACACCAUCAGUAAAAAAAAAAGGUGUCUUUAUGAAUGAUUGUUAAUGAAAUUUAUCAACUUUCAUUGUGAGUUUGCUGUUCUUUCCUUAGUACUGGGAAAUGUACAGAGAUCCCUGUAUCGCCUCUUAAACACACAAACACCAUAGCUGAGGUGGAGAUUAGGGUGUAAACUGCCUUUUAAUUCAGAACGAUUCACGUUUCCAUCAAAACCGUUAACCGCCUUUGUAAAACCUCGGUAGACAUCAGUUCUCAUGCUGCAUGGGGCAGCCUCACAGAGGAAAUCAAUGGUUGUAUGAGGCGUCUGUACUAAACGUCACAUUGUAUUAUAUCAUAGCCCACGCCUACAAAACACACUGCCAACAGCAAGGGGUCAUGAAACAAACGUGACAGAGAAUUGCAUUUGAAAUCAGUUGGAUGAUUAUGUUCCCGGUCAUUUUUGUUGGUCUGUUUUAAAGGCACAUUUUUGCUGUAUUUUUUCUUUUUCUUUUUUUUUUCUUUUCUCCUGUUAAAUUAUAGAGAAGGGGGGGUUUGGGUUCUUGCACAAAAUUAAAUUAAGAGACAGAUUGGUCUGAUAAAUCUAUAGUAGCUUUGUUUAUUCUCUAAAUAUGAUAAUUAAAUCCUCAAUCCUCAUGUAUUACAAUUUCUCCAAUUCAGGAGUCAGUCCAUAUGUAGCAGAAAAUUUUAGCUAGCAUUCAGGAUGCACCAAUUUCACCAGUCUUCCAUUAGCAACAUCUUUUGUGUAGCAGUUAUGGCGGCAGAGUGCUUUAUUUAUGAUUAGAUAUGAUUUAUUUUGUGUGUUCAUACAGUUAAGUCAUAAACAACACCAAUUCGGAUUGGAAAAUGUCAGAUUCUGUACCCUGCGGUCUUUUGGUAAAGUACUGUAGUGAUUCUGAUCACAUUGGUGCAUCACUAGAAUGCACCUAUGUUUUACAACAUGCUAGCGAAAAUGCUUUGGUCAUAUAAUGCAACAGCCCCCUGAAAAAAGUAAGGAAUUAUCAUAGAAGCUAGAGACCAUACAGUAAAUGAACAAAAGUUUGUGGACACCUCACUAUAAGAUUCGUAUGUGCUUUUUGAACAUCCCAUUUAUCAUUAGGUUCCUAUUUGCUGUUAUAAUAACCUUUCUGAGGAGAUGUUUUCUGAGAUUUUGGAGAGUCCUAGUGAAGAUUUCAGCUACGGGGGGCGUUAGUAAAAUCAGGUAAAAUUGUGGUAACAGGGUGGGGAACAACAUUUGGUUAGAAAAUCAGGUGUCCUAAUACUUUUGUCCAUAUAAUGUAUGUAUAUUUAUUUAGUUCACAAAUAUUGGAAUCGUGACUGCAUAUAGAUAUGGCAGUUUUCAGCUGUGUGUGUGUGUGUGUGUGUGUGUGUGUGUGUGUGUGUGUGUGUGGCUUGUGUUUGAGAGAAACAUUUGUUGUUAAACCAUUAAUGACUGACUAAACCACCUACAAACAAGAUACAAAGUAUUUAUAAUCAAUAAAGUUAUCACCGUUCAUAAGAUUAUCAUGACAUAUCAGUGUGAUAUGUCUAAACUAAGGACAGCUGUCCUUAUCCUACCUAUAGGAUGCCUGCUUCUGAAAUCGACUUUAAAUACGUUAAGGGGACUGAACACAGCCCCUCUCCUAGAAACAUAUAGCUAAGAUGCACAUGAUUCUCACAAAAUCAAAUGUAUAACUUUGAAUCAGUAUAUUCUGAAAGACAUCAUGUACAUAUAUAAAACUUUUGUAAAUACAGAAUUAUUAAAAAAAUGAGACUA
Molecule: messenger RNA, 4920 nt
Organism: Silurus meridionalis
Lineage: Eukaryota; Metazoa; Chordata; Actinopteri; Siluriformes; Siluridae
Gene: zfx
Product: zinc finger protein X-linked
Exons: 8
Coding region: 244-2424 (726 amino acids)
Biological process (GO): regulation of transcription by RNA polymerase II
Cellular component (GO): nucleus
Molecular function (GO): RNA polymerase II transcription regulatory region sequence-specific DNA binding; metal ion binding; DNA-binding transcription factor activity, RNA polymerase II-specific
Source: RefSeq, a predicted model, not a curated record